This is a messenger RNA of Lagopus muta (rock ptarmigan), 1499 nucleotides long. It is a transcript of the gene BATF3, whose product is annotated as basic leucine zipper ATF-like transcription factor 3. Lineage: Eukaryota; Metazoa; Chordata; Aves; Galliformes; Phasianidae. The record is from RefSeq and is a predicted model, not a curated record. Gene Ontology annotation, biological process: regulation of transcription by RNA polymerase II. Gene Ontology annotation, cellular component: nucleus. The transcript has 3 exons. Gene Ontology annotation, molecular function: DNA-binding transcription factor activity, RNA polymerase II-specific; RNA polymerase II cis-regulatory region sequence-specific DNA binding. The coding region runs from base 113 to 439 and encodes 108 amino acids.
GUAGCGAAAGUGAAAAUCGCUGUAUCCCAGCCCCAGUGCCUCGUCCUCACUCCAAUGAACCCCUCCUUGCGCUCCUGCCCAUUCUCUGAGGUCGUGCCGCUUUGGAAAGCCGAUGUCGCACGUGUUCCGCGGCCAGGAGUGCGCGGGGAGCCACGAAGAAGAUGAUAAGAAAGUAAGGAGGAGAGAGAAGAACCGAGUUGCUGCACAGAGAAGUCGGAAGAAGCAAACGCAAAAGGCAGACAAACUUCACGAGGAAUAUGAGUCUCUUGAGCAAGAAAAUACCUCCCUGAAAAAAGAAAUCGGAAAGCUAACAGAUGAAAUGAAACACUUGAGUGAAGUUUUGAAGGAUCACGAAAAGAUCUGUCCUCUAUUGCACUGCACCAUGAACUUUGUGACCGUGCCAAGGCCUGAUGCACUCAGCAGCUGCCUGCCCAGAUGAGACAUCUCCUCAACCUGUGUGAUGUGUGAAAGUGCCAGUAAAAUGGGAGAUGUGAAGAACUGCCUGCUUAAGGUGCAGAUCUACCCUUGAAGAGGGCUGGACUUGCCCACACAGCUGUUCUCCACGUGUUUCGGUUUUCUGAAUCUUGGGAAAGCAUCAGUAUAGGAAAAAAGACAGCUUGAACUACGACUGCUUUCUGUGGUAGAAUCUCCGAGCCAUGGUUUUGCGUUCAGAAAUAUCAUGGUGCAGUGCAGCCCACCAUCACCCAAUGGAAUGUAGACCGGGAAAAGUACCAGCGUCGGGCCGAGAUGCCUUUCUCCCACACGCUCACCACUAGCAACCCUUUGUCAGUUGUCAUCCUUUUGUAUCAGAUUCUGGCUGCUGUUUUGGUUGUUUUUUGGUGUUGUUUUUUCCUCUAAACAGAUUUGGCUAAUAAAAAAAUGAUGGCAUGUUCUGUCUUUAUGGUGUUCUCCACCUUCAUCAAUAUCCAGUGCCCUUACGGCAUCUCUGCUCUUUGUUUGCUGGCCAAAUCCAAUGGUCUAAUGGUAAUAAUCUUCCUGUCAGUUGUUUUAUUGUUUGCUUAUCACUACUUCAUUAGUCCUCCUUUUCAAAUGCAUGUAACAAAUAAUUUUUCCCAGUCUUCAUUUCUAUACUCUUCCAAAUCAUCAGCUCUGCCAACGUCAAUACUAAAAACUUUUUCUGUCUCAAAAUAUGGCUCAGCCAACUUCCAAUAAUGGCUGCCUGCUUUGUAUGGAGGAAAAGCAAAACAGAGUUUGCUUGUUUUAUACAUUGUUUUAAAGAGCAGAUUAUAAAAUUUAUUGGUUUAAUGCACCACAGCCACUGGAAAUGAACUGGAGGGUUAUUUGCAAUUGAGGGAAUUGUUUGGAUUUUUUUGGUGAUGCAGUAUCUUUAUCCUUCAUCUUGAAUAUUGCUUCUGUUAAUGAUAAGUGAUAGAACAAGACUCUUAGGCUGAAUGAUUAGUUCCAUAUCCACGUGGCAUGAUUUAUUGCAAGAAAAACAUUGUUUUAUUUCAUCUUCAACUUUUUUUUUUAACAAAAAG